Molecule: messenger RNA, 2426 nt
Organism: Helianthus annuus (common sunflower)
Lineage: Eukaryota; Viridiplantae; Streptophyta; Magnoliopsida; Asterales; Asteraceae
Product: putative pentatricopeptide repeat-containing protein At1g12700, mitochondrial
Exons: 1
Coding region: 93-1907 (604 amino acids)
Molecular function (GO): protein binding
Source: RefSeq, a predicted model, not a curated record
GUGGGGGUGUGACUCAAUUUUUGAGUUUUGUAGAAAUGGAAAUUUCAUAGCUAGGUUGAAGGCUGCUUCUACUCCGUUUCCUCCUACCGAAGAUGAUGAAUCGCAUGGCUUUCAUCAAAUUUAGAGGUAAUUUUACCACCAACUCCUCCUUCCAUCUUCAUUCCGAAACCCCUUUCUCUUCUUUCCACUUAGCUUUACAUUCCGAUGUUUCCUCAAAUCGAUCCAUGCUUCAUAAAAUCACCAACUUGAAUGAUGCACUCAACCUGUUCGAUGAAAUGUCACAGAGAUGCCCUCUUCCAUCUGUUGUUCACUUCACUCAGUUGUUGACCGCUGUUACUAAAAUCAAACAUUUUUCUACCUCUCUUCAUCUUUUCAACCAAAUGUGUUCCCUUGGUGUCCCUGUUAAUGAAUUUUCUAUGAGCAUUGCAAUCAAGUGUUGUUGCCAGUUGUAUCGCACCAAAGACGGGUUUGCACUCCUAGGCUGUUGCUUUAGGCGAGCUAUUCCACCCAAUGUGUACAUAUAUAGUGCACUCUUAGAUGGACUCGUCCUUGAAGAUAAGAUUCUUGAAGCAGAGAUGUUAUUCAAGAAGCUCGUCAAGCAAAAACUUUGUGAACCUAAUGUUGUUAUGUAUAACACAAUGAUUAAAGGCCUUUGCAAGUUCAGUAAUAACGUUACAGCAGUUGCUUUGCUCAGGCUAAUGGAACAAAAAAACUGCAAGCCUAGUAUUGUUACAUAUAGCACCAUCAUUGAUAGUCUUUGCAAGGAUAAACUGAUUGAUGAUGCUUUCAAGCUCUUUAAAGAGAUGGUAUUUGAAAAAGGAAUUUUACCAAAUGUCAUUACCUACACCUCUUUAAUUCGUGGCCUUUGUAACUUAGGUCAUUGGGAUGAGGCCUCAAAGCUGCUAAUAGAAAUGGAGGAUGAAAAGAUUUCUCCAGAUGUGCAAACCUUUAAUGUAUUAGUUGAUGCAUUUUGCAAGGAAGGUAAAAUAGAAGAAGCUGAGGCUGUUAUCAACAUCAUGAUUGAGAGAGGUGAGGUUCCAAACAUAGUGACGUACAGUUCACUUAUUGAUGGUUACUGUCUUCGAGGUGAGAUGAUCAAAGCAAGGGAGAUUUUUGAUUCAAUGACACUUAGAGGUCUCGUUCCUAAUGUUGUUACUUACAGUAGUUUAUUGAAUGGGUAUUGCAAGAAUCUGAAUAUUGAGAAGGCUGAGCAAAUGUUUCGUGAAAUGUCCGGAAAAGGUUUAAAACCCGAUGUAGUCACUUACAACACCAUGAUACAAGGAUUUUUUCAGGUUGGGCGUUGUGUAGAUGCACACAAACUCUUUGAUGAGAUGUAUGCACAAGGCCAAAUUCCAAAUGAAUGCACUUAUCGAAUAGUUUUAGAGGGCCUUUGCAAAAAUCGUCAAGUAGAAGAAGCUCUCUCUUUGUUUCAUUUGGUAGGUGAUAGCAAGCUUAAUUCUGAUAUUGCUAUGUACAAUAUCCUCAUCAAUGGUGCAGGAAAAUAUGGGAAAGUGGAUAUUGCAAAGAAUCUUUUCCAUGACCUAAUUGAUAAAGGCUUGCAACCUGAUGUUCAUACCUAUACUGUGAUGAUUAGUGGUUUUUGUAGGGAAGGUGUAUUGGCGGAAGCAAGGUCGUUGUUUCUUAAAAUGGAAGAGAGUGGCUGCCCACCAAAUAAUGUUACUUACAGUGUUUUUCUCCAAGGAUGUUUAAAGAAUAAGCACUAUGAUGAUGUAGAGAUGCUUUUACAGGAAAUGGAUGAUAGAGGUUACUCACUUGAUGCUUCGACUUUAUCGUUAUUUAUAGAUCAUAUCGCAGCUGGUUUACUAGAUAGAAGUAUGCUUAAGUUGUUCGGUAAGCUUGUGCCAAAAGAAUUAUUGAACGAUCCUAGCUUGUGCGACUGGGAGUGAAACUGAGAUGGUAAUUGUGGGAUGAGAAAUGCAGAUAAUAACUUACAAAAUGUAGAAAGCAGGAAAUCUCUACCAAAUUCUAUUUGGUUGUUAUGUGUGGUUUUACAUGUGUGUGGUCACUAGACAUUGUCCAUUUAAUGAAUUCACAACGCUUAUACAUUUUUCAAGAACUUGUUUAACCGUAUCCCCCAACCUGACCCCACAUAGUAAAUGAAAAUGAAGAUUUGAGAUCACAAAAGCACAGCAAAGGCCACUUAUGGAAUGGCAAAGGGGGAUGUUUGAACCUUGCCAUUGGUGAUGCUUUUCAUUCAUGGUUCUUUUUUUGUUUUACAUUGUUUCUGUUUCUUGGUUAGGUGUUUGAUUUGUUUAUUUUUGUUGAAAAGUUAGUAUGAGGUUGGUUAUAUAUACGUCUGGAAAGAAGGUGAUGAUUGUAUCAUAGUGCCAGAGUGGAGGUCAUCUGUGUUUAUGUACAAUGCAACAUUUGUGUGAAAGGUAAAAGACCAAAAAACUUCAUUUGCC